Messenger RNA from Podarcis lilfordi (Lilford's wall lizard), 8771 nucleotides. The record is from the annotation of a GenBank genome assembly. NCBI's taxonomy places the organism in Eukaryota, Metazoa, Chordata, Lepidosauria, Squamata, Lacertidae.
AUGUCGCGCGGCACCGGAAGCAGAGCUCGGAGGAGGCGGGCCCUUGAAGGGCGGCGGAAGGGGUGGGCUCUGAGAGCGGCUCGGCAGGAGAGGCGGCGGGGCGAGGAGGGUCGGGCCGCCUGCGCUCUCUCCUCCUGGCUGUUCGUUCCCGUGUUUUCCGGCGGAGGAAGGUAAGGGCGAGGGAGGCUGAGGCGGGGAGCGCCGGAGAGGGGCCCGGGCUCUAGGCUGCUGCUCUGUCCCUCCCCGGCGCGCUUUGCACCGGCUCAGGGACACGCUCGCAGCCGCUGGCGGGGCAGCUCGGUCCGUAGAGCGUGAGGCUCCGAACCUCAGGCUCGCGGGUUCGAGCCCCACGUUGGGCAAAAGGGCAUUGCCAGGAGGUUGAGCUAGAUGACCCCGGGGUCCCCUUCCUAUUCCACGAUUCUGUGUUCAGCCUGACGAGGAAGACGGAGCGCAGCCCUGUCUCGAAUUCAGUCUGAGAGCAUGGGCGUAGCCAAGGGGGACACAUGCUCCCCCGUGUACAAAAAUCAAUACAAAUCUGAGGUUCUGUUCCCCUCCCUCCACAACAAAAGCCUGCCCCCCUUCCUAACAAAAAUCCCAUUCCUGAGAGAGAAAGAGGCCACUUUGCUUACAUUUGCUUUGAAGUUCCCUAGUGGAAGCUCUUUGCCCCCAUUGCAAAUUGGGGGGGUCGAGGACGACGACACAUGCACACCCUCUCUCUGUUUAGAGGCAGUUUUGCUUGAGUAAUUAAAUUCCCAUCCUGCCUUUCUCCGACAGGAGCCCAGGGUAGUGAACGCACAAGCAGCUAAAAAAUCAAAACAUCUAAAAGGUUGCAUUGUACGUGCCCAGAGGCACUCUUAUUUAUAUCUCAGUCCAUAUCCGUGCUGGGUUUUAGGUCAGAUUUAAGUUUUGAGGAGUUAUGGGGAAGAGGAAGGGGAGCCCUUGGGAAAGGUUUAGAAGGAAGUAUGGGCAUGAGGUGCUGUCAGCCUUUUGAGGAAGGCAAAAUUGGGAGAAGUAACUCUCUAGGGUUGAGGGAAGAAUAGUGACGUGCAGACCGUUCCUCCUCUUAAUGCUUGGGUUGCAUUGUGUUUGUGGUUAGUGAUUUUUAAAUUUUAAAAAGACCUAUUGUAAUUCGGGUAUCGAAUGAGUGAUAAUCUACCCAUGAGCUUUCUGUGCAGUAGAAAUGGGUGUGGGAUAUGAAUAAUUUUAGGCAGUUAGGUUACAUUGAGGAAAGUGAGGGUAGGUUACUAUCUCACUUUAGGAAGUAGAAUCAUUUGAUUGGGUUAAACUGAAAAAAAGUUUGACAGACUUGAGAAGCUGUAUUACAGAUAAGACAAAGAUGCUACUAUAUCAAAUAUAGCUCUAGCUCUUUAGAUAAGUAUUAGUCUUUUCUUCUUCAGUGAGCGUUCAUAUGGAAAGGCUACUUCAAAAUAGGUACGUUGAAGAAUGUGGCUGCUAUGGCACUAUUACAAAAUGCAGUUGCUGUUGACUUGAUGGGCAGAGGGGGCACAUAAUAUUGGUAAAGUGAUACGUUUUAUUGUACUAGUGUCAGUGGGCAAGGUGAAAAUCAAACUUUUUAGCAUAGACUGCUCAGUCUCUUACUUUUGUCUAUUACGUGAGGCUUUAAGCUUUAUUGAAAGAAUGCAGGUGCACGUGUAAUAAAAGUAAAGGACCGCCAAGGACCCAUAACUGAUUCUAUCAUGAAUAGAUGGUAUUGGUUAGGGUAGUGUCAGCUGCAGAACAAUGAAAGUAAAACCAGGAUAAUUAAGAAUGUCAUUAUGUUUCUUCUUGCCUUUCUUUUCUGCAUUCUAAAAUUCAUUUGACUUCUUGUGUUGUUGAUGAUACCAGUGUUAUAACUUGUCGAACAAUAUUCUCAUUAGUCCACUUUUGGAGACAAAAUGAUCUGUAGGCGAACCCAAUUGCAGCAGGAGUUUGUUAAAAAGGUGAGCAUCCUAAUGGUAUUGCCCAGGAACAAACUGCUCAAGGGAUAGAUAUCCUGUAAAGUCCCUGCAGUGCUGGCCUAACAUGUUUGCUUUGUGUUGUGCUAGUGAAAUGAGCAGUGUGUUGCCUCCUAAGCAUUUGCUUUCCAUUGGAAAUGGCUCAAAUUGUAAGAUAAUACUAUGUAUUUAUGAUACUGUACAUGUUCCAGUAGUUGCAGGGCUGACACUGACCCUUUCCCCCAGUACAGAAGUGGGGAGAAGACAAUUUUCCACUUAUAGACAGCUGGCCAAUUUUCAGUCAACUUCCUGCUGCUCAUGGUUGUUAGGGUUCUUGGGUCUGAUCCAGCAAAGUACUUACAAUCUUAAGGAUGAGUGCAUAGUUCAGAUCACUUAAUAGAUUUGUCACACCUUAACUGAUGAGUGAUCCUGAGUAUGUACUCAAAAACACUUAAGUGGAACACAGCUGAAUGGAUAGGUCUCAGCCAUAGGUGUCCUUAUGUAUUUUUUAGAACUCAUCUGUUACUUUUGCAACUAUUCUGUAACUGUUUUGUUACCUUUUGUACAUUAUCUUGGGACAUGCAUGGAAAGAGAUUAAUAAUAACAAUACUAGCAAGACAAAGUUUCUAGUAGAGAAAGAAAAGUGUACCAUGCAAGGACUGAAUCCUGCUCACUUCAGCUCUAGUCAUUGUGGCUAAGUUGAGUUUCCAAAUUUGGCUGCUGCAGUAUACCGUUUUCACACUGUGAUAAACAAGUUGCCACAGGUUGCACUAAAUAGCAUCAUGUACAUAAAUGAAUUUCUCAUUGUGACCUAUCUGAAAUGCUGCCUUUUAAAUGUGUUUCUCAUUCCUAUAGCAACCUUUGCAACUGAAAGAUGUAUUGUAUGCCUAGAAUUGCUACGCAGAUAAAACUGGCAUGACCUGCAUGGCAACUUAUCAGAGUGCCUGAGUUCCCAGUAUAUUUCUUUAAUUAGUUGUGCUUCAGAAUUGCCCUUGAAACAACAUUUUUUGCAAAAUUGUAAAUGGUCUUUGCAGCUAUGCAAGCAUAACUGAAAGAGACCUGAUGGACAGGUUUCAUAAUGUGUUGUGUCCUGGGGUGGUGACUGCAGAGCAAGGAUGGCCAAAGUGAACUUUCACUGGUUCAUCUUGUGUUAACAGUGUUCACUUUGGUAAUGAGAUCCUUUAGCAGCAGCUUGUUGUAGGUCUCAAUAAAUAGACACACGGGAAGAUAGGAAUUGAGCUGUUAGUCAUGCUAAGGUUAAUCUUGCCCAGCAUUCCGUUUCCAAAAGUUGCUGGCUAGAUGUCUUUGGGAGCUCAAAACAAGGGGUGGUGUUGGUGGUGGAUCUGCUGUCUUGGUCACCCCCCGCCAAUUCCAUUUAGCAUUCAUAGCUAUACUGCCUCUGUCUAUAGCGGUGUCACAGCUAUUGUUGCUAAUAACCGUUGAUAGAUCUGCCUUCCCAAGAAAUCCAGGACUAAAACAAUUAAAUCAUAUCUUCCAAAAUGCUACCAGGUCUGCUUUGAUUAUUGCCCAUACACUAUCUUUAACUCUUUAAAAAGAAAGAGUUCAAAAAACAUUCAGUCGCAAAAAGCUGGCUGCAUAUUUGUGGCUCCAAGUUCAUUGUGGUCAUGGUUUGAAAAACAAGGUUCUAAAAAGACUUGGUUUUGACAUUUACAAAAAUCUGGCAGGGAAUUCUCAAAUAUGUGAAUUGACUUUAUACUGUAGGCAACAGACAACCUUUAGCGUGUUGGUAGUUGCUCAAUCCUGUUGCUUAUUCCUAAAGAUUUGGGGAUGGCCAGUGAUUGAGGGGAAGGUUGGUUCUACAUAUUAUUUUUCUGACUAAAAUGUGCUUGUAGAUCUCAUGAUCAGGCAGCAGUGAAUGAUAAUGACAGUCACAUGAUUAUUAGCUGGCAGUUGUAUGUCACUUUUGUGGUGAGAAGGGAUAAGUGGUGUAGAUUAUUGGUAGAACAAGUUCUGCAGCUUACAAUUGUUAAAAGAUAAUUCUUUAUUUCAAGUACAGAUAAGUUGAAAAACUGUGUUGCUUAAUGUUCUCUACUUUCCUGAGUGGGCAUAACUGUAUAACUCUGCCCCUGGACUUUAGUUUCCCUUCGAUAAGAUGGAGCACUGAAGAUCUAUGGCGCCUUUGUGAUAUGCACAUUUACAAAUACAGUGGUACCUCGGUUUACGAACUUAAUCCGUUCUGGAAUUAAACCGAAACUGUUUUAAACCGAGACGCACUUUCCCUAAUGAGGCCUCUUGCCGCCAGUGCCCUUCCACCGUUUGGAUUCCGUUCUUAGACUGAGGUAAAGUUCGCAAACCGGGACACUACUUCAGGUUUUGCAGAGUUCGUAAACUGAAUUGUUCGUAAACAGGACUGUUCUUAAACCGAGGUACCACCGUAUACAGGCAGACUCCUAAACUGGCAACAAGGCUGCUAAUCUUGUUUCGGGAUUGCCAUUAUACUGAAGAGCAAGAAGUGAGCUGCACUACAGAGUUUAUAGUAGUUUCAUUUUGGAUUUACAGUAGUUUCAUUUUGGAUGGAGACUUAGGGAGUUUUUGUUAUUCAUGUUAGUUGACAAAUAUUAUCAUUUUGCUAUUCUUAGCUUGUUUUAAUCAACGAGUUAUUUUAUGAUGUAUUAAAUAUUUUCACCUUAUAAUGUAUUUGACGGGUAGGGAGUUAAGUUCUAAUAAUUUUCUGUGGUGUGUGUGUUAAUAUUUUUGUGUCCCCAGCUACAUUAUGGAAUGUCUUGCCUGCUCUGGAGGUUCAGCCAUCCCCCCCUUUUGUCCCCUUCCAUUGGUCGAUGAAUACCUUUGUAUACCUGCAGGUUUUUUUGCUGCAUUUCCUUAGAUGUGGUUCUGUGUUGUGGACUGUUAUCUUCCAUGUUUGUGUUUUCUAAUUGUGUUUUAUUAUGAUCAUGGUUUCACUUCAUGUAAACCGCUUUGAGAAAGGUGUUGGCCUCAAAGGCAUAGAAGUUUUAAGAGUAAUAAAAAUUCAGCAGACUGGAUGCCAAGUGUGCUUCAGUUUUAGCAAAGCUCAUGGCUCUUUCUGGGUGGUAUUCAACUAAGGUUUACCCCAAGUAGAUUCACUGGAAUUAAUGAACACCACUAAGUUGGGUCAAUUGAUUUCAGUGAGUAAAACUAAGUUGAAUACCACCACAUGUCUAAAUUGGGACUUUACACAAAUAGUUUCCCUGCUUCUCAGACAGGAAUGUCAUUCCCCCCUCACGCCCAAGAAAGGUCAGAAGAAACUUCCAGUCAUCAACUGAUCAUAAUGGAUGGUUUCCCCUUCCUCUUUCCUUCUCUGCCCCCUCAACCAGUGACUAUUUCAAGCACAUGUUACAGUGGGCAUUUUGCUUUUCUUGUCUGAUGCAGUCCAGUUCUUUGUGUCUAGGUCAGAAGAUGAAAUUAAAUGAGAUAACCUUGCACAAGGGAUAUCUUCUAGCCACAAUAAAUCCUGCUUUUGUUGCAGGCUUAGGGACCAGCCAGGAUGUCUCCCUGCUACUUGUUCCUCUUUCAGUCAAAAAUGAGAAAGGAAAAGUUGCAACUUGUUCUUCUUGGGGAAGGAGGUAAUUGGUAGACUGUUCUUAUCACAGGCAUCAAACUUCAUUGGUCUGUCAUUUUUGCAGAAGACUGGAUAAACUUGGAAGUCUAGUGUGGUAUUUUGAGAAUCAGAAAGCAAGAGGAAGCACACAGCAGAAUGGAGAACAGUUUUAAACUUCCUUCUUAACAGUACUGUACUUAGCCAAGAAAACAGAUUUUUCUGGGUAACUAAAACCAUUAAGGUUCAAAGCACUAGCCCAGUAGUCUGUUUCUUCUACAUGUGAGCAGCCACAAUACGGGAUCAGGCACUUGGGCGUGGAAAGACUGAUGAGAACCACAUUCUACAAAGAUAGAGUUGCUGUGGUUUUUGUGAUUGCAAUGAUUCAAUGAAGUGAUGAAAGAUUUGCCCUGAGGGGCUCCAUUGAGCCAUGUUGGCUGGAUAGGAACAAGUAUUGCCCUGACUUAAAAAACUGUUGAUGAUGUUGUUAGUGUAUUAAUGCCAGCAGGGCCAGUGGUCAGGGAUGACGGGAAUUGUAGUCCAAAAACAACGGGAGAUCUUCAUUCACUUGUAAGCAUGCCCAACAGCGUCAGGGAACCUUUUGCAGCCCAAGGACCACAUUUUCUUCUGGGCAACCUUUCAAGGGCCACAUGCUAGUGGCGGGCAAAGCCAAAAGUAAAAGUGAGCAGAGCAAAAAAAAGUAAAUCUUAACUCUUGAGUGGUAAGCCAGUUUCUUUGUUCUUGCACACAUGCCCCUCCUCUAUCCAGAGAAACAAGAAGCAGUAGGAGGACACAUUCCAGCCAUGCCAAACACUUGAGGAGGGUGUGGCUUAGGAAUACAGAGGGUAUAUUUGAUCCGGGGAGACUUCCAGGGGCCAGUUAAUAAGGUCCUAAGGGGCACGUGGUUCCCCAUCCCUGAUGUACAGGGAUUUUUUGGAGGGGUGCAUGCUCUUGACUGCAGAUGUUUACUGAAAGCCAUGUAAGCCAGUUUUAAAUCUCAUAAGUGAUAUUUAUACAACUUUGAGAUUUAUGCAACUCUCAUAAAGUGACAGUUAAGGAAUACAGCUGCAGUGUCUAUGGUACUCUUCAAAAGGGAGCACACAUUCUCGUACAUGGUCUUAUCCGCCCCACUCCAUCAAAGCAAGGUGCAUAAGUUUAGGCUCCAAGUUCCCAGAGGUGUGCAGGCCCAGAGGAAAACUGGGAAAAAAUGGGAGUGGGGUGGGGGCAUGGCUUUUCCCCUUGGUCUUCACAUCUCUCCUAGCUCCUCCCCACUUCUGUUAACUGUCUGGGCCGGAGGGCCAGUUUCGCAACCUCUGUACACAGACUUUUGCUUCCCACUCGGUUUUCUCAAAGGACGGCCUCACCAAUUCUUACUUCCUUUUCCACUCGGUAAAGAGUGAACAGUGCUACUGAAACUGUCAAGUUUGUGGUUGGCUGGUAACUCUCAGGUUUUUGGGGAGGGGCUUGGGUCAGGGCAUCUAAUCUGCAUGCAGUCAGUUCCAGGUUCAGUUCCAGCAUUUCUAGGUAGGGCUUGGAGAAGUUUCUUCCUGAAAUCCUGGAGAACCACUGCUGGCCAAUGCCAACAGUGCUUCAUAUUUUUGCAUGCCACCCCAAUCUCUGAGUGGUGCAAGAUUCCAUCAUUUUCAGGCACUUACCUGGGGUUUGUGUUUCCUUUCGGAAAUGAGGCACAGUGGAGACUGUGUUGUCUUUAUGAUAUAUGGUUUAUUUACACAUAUACAUAGCCUGAGCCUACGAUGGAGGGGUCCGCAGCUUCAGCACCCCAAGAGGGUCUUGCUUCUCCCAUAGCCGCAACCCUGGUUUUGAACAGAAACCAAUCAUUGCUCUGCCUCUCUGGCUUUCCAGCUUGCUGCUUUACUUCUCUGCCACAAUUCCCUCCCUAACCUCUCUCCUCUAAGCCCCGGCUUUAUCUAUUGAGGGAGGGGGCCACCACCCACUUACCAUCUCGCACACCCAGCCCCUUGAUUAAACUGGAAUGUUGGGGAAUAAUGUAGCCUAAAAUGGCGGGAUAAAAACCUGAUUAAUAAGUAAAAUUAAAUUGGCUGCACUGUAGAAUAAAUCUUUGAAGAUUGCAGCUUACAUCCACUUGGGAUCAGUCUUCAAAACCAACCAUCUCAUCAUCUCUUUCACUUCUGCUGAAAAUUUAACACCCUGUCUUUAGCAUUUUGCACAUUACGUUUCCUACUGACAUCUACUGGGAGAUUUUUUUGGGGGGUGGGCAGAAACAGCAUUUGCCCAGUAACACUUCAGCUGCACUUAGAAAAUCGUAUCCUGUAACAUGACAAGCUGAUAUUUCUUUAAGUGCUUUGAUUAUCUUUUUCCUUUUUUAAAGGUUCAGAGCAUGGAGAAUGAUGAACUUCCGUCAGAGGAUGGGAUGGAUUGGUGUGGGAUUAUACUUAAUAGCAAGUGCGGCAGCAUUUUACUAUGUCUUUGAAAUCAAUGAGACUUACAACAGACUAGCACUGGAGCACAUCCAGCAACCUCCUGAAAAACUGAGAGAAGAAACGACCUGGAUGCACUCCUUAAAAACACGGCUGCUGUCCGUACCCUUUUGGCUGUGGACUAUUAUCUUCUUGAUCCCUUAUUUACAAAUGUUCCUGUUCCUUUAUUCCUGUACAAGAGCUGAUCCCAAAACGGUGGGCUACUGUAUUAUUCCAAUUUGCCUGGCUGUCGUUUGCAAUCGUCACCAAACAUUUGCGAAGGCCUCCAACCAAAUUAGCAGAUUGCAGCUGAUUGACACUUAAACCCAUCUGCGUUUCCCGAUGAACGCUUUUAGAUAACCGGAAGGAUCUUGGCUGCAUCAGUUGAACAUACAAAUGGAAUGUGAAAUUCUUUUUCUCCACGUUAACUACUGAAUAGAGCAUCAACCUAUUUUUUGAAUAAGUUGACUUUGAGUAUGGGUGCAUUCUAUUUGGUGGAAUAACUGAGCUUUCUUUGAGACUGGAGGAUGUCAUUCUUCAUAUUUGCCUUAUAAUGCAGAAUUUCUACACUCCUGAAGUUUUUGUGGAGAAAACCUAUUUGAAACCUUAUUUCACUGUGCACCCCCCCCUUUUUAUCUUCAAGCUUCCCUCAGGAGGAGGAUCAGUGAAAACAGACUUUUCCUUUGUUAUAAUGUGUAAAGUUUGGAAUGAUCAUAAACUCGCAUUUAAGAUAUUGUGCUUUUUCCUUAAAUAAUGUUGCACUCAAUAAAACAGGGCUUCGUUCACACACAUGACUAAAAGAAAAUGAGCCCUUUGUUCAUUUAUUGUUUUUUUGACUUCCAGUUCAGUGUAAGUUGUUAGGCC